AGGCUUCAAGCUUUGGGGCGGGGCGUCGGUCCUGGGUGCAAUGGAGGUGGUCAGGCGAAUGUCCUGGGUGUUUCUGAUCCUGGCACUCACAGUUUUGCCAGCAGCCGCUGUGGACAGAUCCAAGUUCAGGACUUGCGAGCAAGGUUCCUUUUGCCGAAGGUACAAGAAAUGGAUCAGUAGACCCGAAAGGGAGAAAGCUCUCUGGACUGUCCUUCCACAAACCAGGGCACCUCUCCCUGAAGGUGGCUUUAGCUUUCAAGUGAAGCAUGUGAAUGAGGAAACACCUCACUUGCUGCUGAAGCUCAACAUUUAUGCUUCAGGCAUGGUUCGAAUGCGAAUCACUGAGAUCAAGCCGCUGCACAUCCGCCAUGAGAUUCCGCCAGGGGAUGUGGUCUCCGAUCCUCCGCCAGCAGCAGCAAAGGUCUCUGAAGCGGAUGAAAGCGGCAAGAGCAUUUUCAAGUUUGCCACGGCUGACGGCACAGCAGCAGAGGCGAUUCUGCACCACUCGCCGUUGGCGUUGGAAGUCUCCGUUGGAGGGCAGAUCUUGCAGAGGCUGAAUGCCCGGAACAUGCUCAACUUCGAGCGGUAUCGAACGCCCAAGGAGAGGCUUCCACCUGACACAGCCUCCGUGGCAGCACCAGACACGGUGUUGCUGGACGCAGCAGCUCAUCCCAAUGGACUGGACACAAAUGGCCUCUGGGAGGAGCCGUUUGGUGGCCACACAGACCAAAAGCCUAGAGGCCCUGCCUCUUUGGGAAUGGACGUUAGCUUUUUGGGUGACGUACCAUCACUCUUCGGUCUUCCAGAACAUGCGACCAAAGCCAGCCUCCCUUUCUACCAAGAGCCUUAUCGAUUCUUCAACUUGGACGUGUUCGAGUACGAAAUCGACGAGCCCAUGGCACUCUAUGGUGCCAUUCCAAUCAUUUGGGCCAUCCAUCGGCUUGGAGGGGGCCAGACCGUGUCCUCCGGUUUUCUCUGGAUCAAUCCCUCGGAGACCUUUGUGAAGUUGGAGAGGGACACUCCAGAUGGCAAGGGCGGUCCGGCCCAUGCAUGGUGGACGAGUGAAAGUGGAGUGCUUGACACGGUUGUGAUGGUGGGCCCAACCCCGAAGACCGUGUCAGCGCAAUUCCAUGACUUGACGGGACAUGGUCCAAUGCCCGGGCUUUGGGCUUUGGGCAAGCACCAGUGCCGUUGGAACUACAUGAGCGAGAAGGAUGUCGCAACAGUUGACAGCAUGUACGACAAGUACGACAUUCCCUAUGACACGAUUUGGCUGGACAUCGAGCACACAGAUGGCAAAGCAUACUUCUCGUGGAAUGCGGCUGCCUUUCCUAACCCGAAGCAGAUGAUUGACAACAUCUCAGCCAAGCGGCGGAAGUUUGUCAAUGUGGUGGAUCCGCACAUCAAGAAGGACGAGAAGUUCCACGUGUAUCGAGAGGUGCGGGACAAAGGCUUUUUUGUCAAGAAGGUGUCCUACAAGCAGAUCGAUGAUCCGACAGAUGUGAAACCUGCGGAUUGGGUUGAGGAGACCAAAAUCCCUGAUCCAACGGCAACGCAGCCUCCGGAGUGGAAUACAGAGGAAGAUGGACCUUGGGUUGCUCCCCAAAUUGACAAUCCAGCUUACAAGGGAGCGUGGCAUCCCCGAAAGGUGAACGAUCCCACGCCUGACCUGACAGACUUUGAGGGGUGGUGUUGGCCGGGGACAUCCCUGUACCCGGACUUUACAGACCCAGCUAUGCGAGAGUAUUGGGGGUCUCAGUUUGCCCUGGACAAGUACACCGGCACCAACGCUGACACCUACAUUUGGAAUGACAUGAACGAGCCCUCAGUGUUCAAUGGUCCAGAGGUCACCAUGCCAAGAGAUGCUAUACAUCCCAAUGGGAUGGUUGAACACCGCGAUGUGCACAACAUGUACGGAUACUAUGUCCAUCGUGCCACCUUUGAAGGCUUGCAGAAACGAACGCCUGGCGACAGGCCUUUUGUCCUCACGCGGUCCUUCUUCAUAGGCUCGCACAAGUAUAGUGCAAUCUGGACAGGCGACAACUAUGCCCAGUGGUCGCAUCUGAAAGCCUCCAUUGCCAUGGUUGGAGCCUUGACUCUUGGUGGCCAGUCCCUGGUGGGAGCUGAUGUGGGCGGAUUUUUCAAGCAUCCGGAUACUGAGAUGACCGUCAGAUGGUAUCAGCUGGCUGUUCUGAUCUAUCCGUUCCUACGGAAUCAUGCACACCUGGAGACGCCGCGAAGAGAGCCAUACGUCUUCGAUGAGAAGACCAUGCUGAGAAUCAAGGCGUCACUGCAAAUGAGGUACAAAAUGCUUCCAUUGUGGUACACCUUGUUCCACCGCUGGGCUUCUGCUGCCGAACCGGUCGUGCGGCCGCUGUUUUGGGACUUCCUGGAUGAUCCACAGACGCAUGAGAAUGAGGAGGCCUUGGAGAGCCAAAUUAUGCUGGGAGAUUCUCUUUUGGUUCACGGCAUUGCCAAGCCCUCCUCCGAGCAGUCGGAGGCCACAGUGUACCUGCCGAAGGCAUCUGGAUGGUACAGCAUCCACAACGGGGCUUUCAAGGCUCCCGGAGCACAUGUCCACAAGUUGGACCUCGACAGCAUCCCGGCCUACUACAGAGCCGGCACUGUGGUGCCAUUGAAAUCGAGAAUACGGAGAAGCUCUGCUUGCAUGAGCCUGGAUCCAUUCACCUUGAACGUGUACCUAAAUCCGCAAACUGGAGCUGCAAAAGGUCGAUUGUACAUUGACGACUAUCGCACUCGGACGUACCAGGACGGGAAAAGCUUCUUGGAUAUUGAGCUGGAGUUCAAGGAUGGCGUUUUGAGAGCGACGAAGACUGGAGCACUGCCUGAGGCUGUGGCUGUGUCUGCAGAAAUCGAGCGCGUGGAGAUCUUUGGGCUCCAAACGGCCCUCAGCAGCGCCGAAAGCGUGCAGAACGGCAAGGCGAUCGCGCUGCCAAGGCCUCGAUCGCGCUUGCUGGAUGGGGAGGCCAAGUUGCAGGCUGCUGUGGUCAAGGUCAAGCCGUUCAUUGAUAUGCGCAGUGAAUGGCAGCUCUCGGUCAAGUAGAUGCAGAAGGCUCACACCCAUACCACACUGAACUCUAGAC
This is a messenger RNA of Durusdinium trenchii, 3104 nucleotides long. Lineage: Eukaryota; Dinophyceae; Suessiales; Symbiodiniaceae. The record is from the annotation of a GenBank genome assembly.